This is a messenger RNA of Pogonomyrmex barbatus (red harvester ant), 935 nucleotides long. RefSeq lists its product as uncharacterized. The record is from RefSeq and is a predicted model, not a curated record. Lineage: Eukaryota; Metazoa; Arthropoda; Insecta; Hymenoptera; Formicidae. Gene Ontology annotation, molecular function: oxidoreductase activity.
CUCAGGUAUGACCAGUACGAUUGAAACUUUCGCAAAAUACGCCUCGCAAUAUACUCACCGGCUGCACAGGAUCACGCACUGAAUCAGAUAUCAUCUUGACAAUUUUACUUAUCAGUGUCAUCACUUUCCUCGAAUCAGAUCGCUCAUAGGUGGACCGUUAUUUAUUCAUAACGCAGUGCUUCUCUUCUUUGAUGUCGACAUAAAGCGGACAAGAUGAUUGAAAACUUUCCGGAUGAUGCUAUUAUAAAAGAUGUAGUGGAGAAACGACUGCGAAUUAUUCUAGAUGAAGGACCUCGGAGUCCAAUGAACUUCGAAGAUGUGAAACCAGAAUUGCCUCCUUUUUAUGAUGAGAAGAAAUUUCGAUUGGGUCAACAAGCCUUUUAUAAUAACGUAUUCUCCAUGAUGAUUGCAAAACUUUCCGGCCUUGUAUCGCUAUUCGCAAUUUCAACCAUACUGGAUGUAGUUAUGUUCACCAAAAAAAGCAAUACUCCUUGUUUGGCGUAUCGCAGGUAUGCGUCGACGAUACUCCAUACAUUCGUCUGGCAUGAAAAGGAUCCCAACGGCAAACCCAACGAAUUCUUGGAAUCCUUGAAAAUUGUUCGUCGAAAGCAUUGUAAUGCAUUCAAAAAAAGUACCGAGGCUGGUGUACAUAAGCCAACGCAAUUAGACAUGGCACUUGCCCAGUUUGGAUUUGUCGGAUACAUUAUGGUGAGUGGAGAGUAUCUGGGGAUAAAUGCCACUCCUGAGGAAAUGGAGGGUACGGUGCAUCUCUGGAGAGUCAUCGGCAGCAUGCUCGGAAUGGACGAUAAAUUUAAUCUCUGUACAGGAACUGUCCAAGAAACCCGCGCGCUUUGCCAAAGAGUAUUGGAAGAAGUUUUUAUUCCUUGCUUGUACAAAUAGAAACGAAAUUUCAAUCACAUGAGCACUGUGAUGCU